UAUAUAGUUUGUGAUUUACGUGAUAAUAUACGCCAUGUCCAAUUUUGCUAUAAAAGCACAUAUGUUCUGUACCUAAAUUAUUUUAAACCAAAGAUGUACGCCGCUUCAUCUCUCGUCUGGGCGCUAGUGACUUGUGGAUAUUUUUUCUCAAAUGUGGAAGCAUUUACCUAUCCAGCAUAUUUUACAACUAGACCGCAUCUGUCCACUAUGAAAAACGACGGAGGACCUUCAACCGAGGCUACAAUUAACCUAAUCGGAUCGACGUAUCCUUGUGGCUCUUGCGAUACCUGUCCCGCUGGUUAUAGUGCUUAUCAUACGUAUGAUUGUCGCUGCCUUUGUGAGAACACGGGAAUGGGGUCGAUGCAAAACAGUUCCGGUAUUCCGCAUGGACUGCUGGCCAGGAUCCUUCGAAACAUGAAGAACAAUGCUGACGCACUGGAGCAUAUGGCAGCCGGCCUUAGUGACGAGACUGACAUCGCAGAGGAGGUCGCUAACAAUCGCUUCUAGCCAGUCGUUAUUAUAUGCCGGAAAAUUAACUGACCGAAAAUAAUUCAUGGACAAUAUAUUUAGCUAUUUAAAGCAUGGUAUGUCAAAAAUGUUUUCGUAGAUUAUAAACAACGAUUGUCGUACUGUU
Molecule: messenger RNA, 634 nt
Organism: Dreissena polymorpha
Lineage: Eukaryota; Metazoa; Mollusca; Bivalvia; Myida; Dreissenidae
Exons: 4
Coding region: 94-507 (137 amino acids)
Source: RefSeq, a predicted model, not a curated record